AUGGACGAUAACGACGGCGAUAUCAUAGCCUACAUAUACCCGGCCGUGGGAACUAUAGGGAAACAACUGGCGCAAGAGGCCAUAGAGCUAAACAAGGGGCACCCAGGAUAUACGCCUCCAAGACGCUCUCACCUUCACGAUCGGAAUGCGCUGCAUAGCGGAAAUCCCAAGACACGGAAAGAGGGAAAUGGCAAGAAAACGGCGAAUGAAGAGGCCCAGCAUCCUUUCGAAUAUGAAGCUUGUAUCAAGGUGACAUUCAGUCACAUUCCCAAAACUCGCCAUGGGCUAAGGUGUGGACACGGUGAGGAUGCCGAGCUCCAGCUUGAUCCCCUUCAAGGCGUCGGACUCUAUCACUUUGCCCUCACAUUUGACGACAGCUAUCGUCUGAUCGUUCGGGACUUGUGGUCUACGAGCGGCACCACGGUCAUAUACGGGAAGGCCGAACGGGGCCCGUGGUCCAACUUCAACUGGAUUGUUGGCGGAAGUGAUUUUCUUGAUGGAGUUAGUUCUAUUAUUGUCAAAGUGCACAGCCUUCUGCAGUUCCAGCUCUUCAUACCGCAUCACGAUAUUCAGUCCAAGCUUUACAGGGACAAAGUCGAUCGAUACCGUGCUGGAUGUGUGGAUGUUCAACAGAUCCUCAGCCUUGGCCAUGUUGGUCUCUCAAGCCAGGCCAGAACCACACUUCCAUCUGGCAUGUUCACAUGCGCAAAAAGACCGACCAAGGCCGUGACUCUUCAGAAGAAGAUUGGCGAGGGAUCGUUCGCGUCCGUCUACCGUGUUUGGGUUGUCGAUACUGGAUUGCAAUAUGCUUUGAAGAAACCGAAAGCAUCGAUGUUACUCGAUAGGGAUGCAUGGGAAAGAGAGGCUUUUAUCAUGGAGCGAUCCAAGCAUAAACACAUUGUAUCUUUCCUCGGCGUAUGUGCACCACCAAACGCGUGGCUGCGACUUGAAUAUAUGUCUGAAGGCACUCUUAGCGACCACAUCAAAGCCAACAACCACUUUUCCCGAGUAGAAUGCGGACAGAUUCUAACACAGGCAUUGGAUGCUCUGACUUACCUGCACUCGAGUGAUCCGCAAAUUGUGCACAGGGAUAUCAAGCCAAAUAAUAUUCUCAUUUCGUAUCGACGCCCGAACGAUAUUUUUAUCAAGCUUGCAGACUUCGGUAUCGCUCACGAAGGAGGCACCCUCAUGACCAUGUGCGGCACAUACUGCUACAUAGCGCCUGAGAUAUAUGUGGGAACGGCUAUUCAGAAGAGUCAAAGGGAGGCUUAUACGGCUCUUGUUGAUGUCUGGUCACUGGGCGUCGUACUCGCGGAGCUCUUGUGUGGGCUGCCUAAAGAUGGUGGGAUAUAUAGCAUGGGAGUGGAUUGGUGCGAAACCAUCUAUGAGAGGGUGGAAAUGAAGAGUAGGGUUGGGAAUGAUGAAAUAUUAUCGUUCAUUCUGGAAUCGAUGCUUCGUCUAGAGCCAGGCGACAGAAUGACUGCUGCGGAUUGCCAUAAACGAGCAGUAGACUUAUGUGUUCGAACCCGAGGACGAAGCUGUAGCGUCAAUGAUGGCGGUUGCUCGACUGGAUGCGAAGAUGUCGAGAAUACCAUCAUCCCAAGAAGCCGCCACAGGCUCGACAAUCAGAUCGGAACGACAAGCAGCGACUUGGGUAUGAGAGACUCGUCACUAAGCAGAUACAUUAUCAGCAAUCCUGAACGAUAUGCCGGCUCUGCCAAGGCACCACCUCCUCAGGCAAAAGCAACAAUGGUUCAUGUCGGGCAGUUUCUUCCCAAGUUUCGCAAUCCUGACGACAGCCUCUUCUAUGAGUCUACCAUCGGAAAGAUUCUAGAUGAAGGCUAUGAUGAGGAAUCCGAGACAGCUUCAACAAUUAUCCCCAUCCAUCGCGCCGAGUCCCAAGAAAGAGUCGAGCAAGCAUUGAUCACGUCGGUGUCGCCACAUACAGCGUCUGUGGAAGAUUCACUUCUUUCAACCAUGGAGUGGUCGAACUUUGACGAUGACGACGACGCUGAGAUAACAAUAGAACAGGUAGAGACUCUGAUGAGCAACGAAUCUCACGCAUCGGCCUCCCUCAAGAGACCAAGCACUUCCAUGAGCCCGCCGUCGCCAAACCCUAUGGAAAGGAUCAAGAAGCGACCCAAGACGAGCGAAAGAGAAGAUCAAUGA
Messenger RNA from Trichoderma gamsii, 2169 nucleotides. Its product is annotated as period-4. The transcript has 3 exons. Gene Ontology annotation, molecular function: ATP binding; protein serine/threonine kinase activity. Bases 1 to 2169 code for a protein of 722 amino acids. Gene Ontology annotation, cellular component: cytoplasm. Gene Ontology annotation, biological process: protein phosphorylation. The record is from RefSeq and is a predicted model, not a curated record. NCBI's taxonomy places the organism in Eukaryota, Fungi, Ascomycota, Sordariomycetes, Hypocreales, Hypocreaceae.